This is a messenger RNA of Octopus sinensis (East Asian common octopus), 777 nucleotides long. RefSeq names its product coiled-coil-helix-coiled-coil-helix domain-containing protein 7. NCBI's taxonomy places the organism in Eukaryota, Metazoa, Mollusca, Cephalopoda, Octopoda, Octopodidae. The coding region runs from base 212 to 550 and encodes 112 amino acids. The record is from RefSeq and is a predicted model, not a curated record. The transcript has 3 exons.
UCAUAUUAAGUGAAACCUAGGUACGGGUAGUAGGGAGAGAUUUUCCUUCGUUUAUCUGUCUAAUUGUUUAUCGGCAUCUACACAGAACAUCUUUAGUUGGGGGAGUAUUUUAGUGUGAACACAACUCUCCAUGCAGUAGUAAUUUGUGUCAUUCGCGACCUGUCGGCUCCAUCCAUGCAACGGAGUAGCAGAUAAUAAUUAUUUUGUUUCAAUGUCAUUACCGAAAGAUGAAGAAAAGCUGAAAACGGAACCUGACCGUUUAACGAACUCAAACCAUGCCAAGAAAAAAACUAAAGGCAGAGAAUUCACCAGAGCCCACAAUGAAGAAACUAACCCUUGUGUCAGAGAAUCUCUGAUGUCCUUCAAAUGUCUCGAUGACAAUGGCUAUGUACGUGAUAAAUGUGAGAAAUAUUUUACCAACUAUCGCAACUGUCGAGAAUUUUGGUCAGUCAUUGUCAGGGAACGAAAACGAGCUGGGAUAACACCUAAUCUUCCUUCAAUCGAAGAUCGAGAAGAAAUCAGAAGGACUAGAUUUGGACCUGUACUGUAAGAGCUGAUUCCAUUCCUGAGAUUGGACUGUCAUUUUGGACUUGUAAAACCUCAGAAUAUUCAUAGUGAUGCAAUCCAGCCUGAGAUAGCUGUGACACAAAAACCUCUUUAGUAUGUGUUUGUAACAGCAUUUUAUAGUGUCACCUAACAAAAAAAAAAUAGAACAGUGGAAUAGUUUAUUUUAUUUUUUAUUAUAUUUAUUAAUUUUUAUUCCAGUUCAAAUCACAC